Messenger RNA from Oppia nitens, 5327 nucleotides. RefSeq names its product partitioning defective 3 homolog (gene baz). NCBI's taxonomy places the organism in Eukaryota, Metazoa, Arthropoda, Arachnida, Sarcoptiformes, Oppiidae. Gene Ontology annotation, biological process: establishment of centrosome localization; cell adhesion; establishment of cell polarity. The record is from RefSeq and is a predicted model, not a curated record. Bases 50 to 5296 code for a protein of 1748 amino acids. Gene Ontology annotation, molecular function: protein binding; phosphatidylinositol binding. The transcript is spliced from 10 exons. Gene Ontology annotation, cellular component: adherens junction; cell cortex; apical plasma membrane.
AUUUUGUUUUCGACACUAAAUAUAAUAUGUUAGGAAUGUUUAGACAAAAAUGUCGACAAAAUUGUUGAAUAAAGAGAUCGAAAAUAUUGACCACGACUUAAGUGAAUUGUCUAAACUGGAACUAUUGGCACAAAGAGCUAACGUUAGGACACAGUUGGCCUAUGAGGUCAACAGAUUAACAUUACGGCGAAAACAAUUGAUACGCCAAUUGGACACAUCAUCGCCGCCAACAACAGUGGUGGACGAUACUAUCGAUACCAACAAUCAUUUCAAUAAUCACAACAACAAUAGUAGUCAAACCAAAGACACGACAACGUCGGCGGCCAGCGAUGAAGAUAAGGCACAUUCGGUGAACUCUCUGUCGCCAAACAGUAUCAAAGAGGAGGGCUAUGCCAGCGAAGACAAGUCAGAGCACACACCAUCGUCGACCACCAGUAAUAAUACGUUCAGCCGAUUUGCCAGAGGUUCGGCCCGAUUGUCGAUGAACGUCAACAGUCUGGAUAUUUGGUCCGAUGCUGCCGAUAGACAACGCUCGCCUCAGCGUAGUUCGGCUAAAGAGUUAUACAAAAACUACAAUUCGCUGCCAAAGCACAUGAUCUACGGUUCGUCAAACAAAAACAACAACAACAGAAGGUCAUCGCCGUCAUCCUCAUCAUCGGUAAAUAGAUCGCUAUCCAUUGAGGACAUUAAACAACAACAAGAGAUAGCCGAUGCCGAUGAUCAUCAUAACAACAGUAGUGAUAAUAAUAGCCAUCCAAACAAUAAUUCCGAUCCACACAUCAAAAAUGUGACAAUGACUGUACAGUCGACUGUGAUAGUAAAAAUGGCCAAAGAGUCGGGUCCACUGGGCAUACAUGUACUGCCCGAUAGUGAUAAUAUGUGUGAAAAAGGUUUGCUAAUUAUCGGUAUCGAACCCAAUGGCCGCAUCGAUCGUGAUGGCCGAUUCAAUGUCGGUGAUGUUAUCAUCGACAUCAACGGCCAAAGUCUUAACUAUAUGGACUUUGAUGGCGCUCAGCGUGUAUUCAAAGAUGCCCUAACCAGUGAUGAGAUUAAACUUUGUCUAAUUAAAUGUAAUCAAAAUGUUAGUGAAAAUAUCGGCUCAAUUAGUAAUAGUGGUAGUAGUUUGCGGCUCAAGCCGUCGUGUCCGCCACCGGUACUGCCGAAGCCAGUGAAUGUUAUGCGCCAACAUCAACAGCUUCGGGCCAUCGAAGGUAUGGUCGAAGGUGAGGAACGAGCUGUUCAGCCAACUAAACUGGCCACUGUUACGCCCACCAAAAAGAUGACGCCAACUAUUAUUACUACCAAUAGUGCUGCUAUUACUACUGCUACUACUACCGGUAAUACCGGUACUAAUCAUAAACCGACUCCCACUACUGCAGCAUUAGUUGUGGCCAAUACACGUAAAAUUGGCAAAAAAUAUCACAUUCAACUUAAAAAAGGUCCCGAAGGACUUGGAUUCAGUAUUACUACCCGUGAUAACCCUACAGGUGGUUGCGCUCCCAUCUAUAUAAAAAAUAUACUAUCGAACGGUGCCGCUGUCGAGGACGGCCGACUUCGAUCAGGUGAUCGCCUACUCGAAGUGUGCGGCAUCGAAAUGACUGGCAAAACCCAACCCGAAGCUGUAAAUAUAUUGCGUACCCAACCGAUGGGUACGAUUGUCGAUCUGAUUGUCUCCCGUCAGGAGGUUGAUCUGUCACCGUCGCCUAUGCAACCGAGACAAUUGCCGCCGGAAAAGUCAAGUAGUGUUGAAACAGCUGUUGGUGGCAAUGAACGCGAAGUAUUGACAUUUGAAAUACCAUUGAACGAUACGGGUUCGGCCGGUUUGGGAGUCAGUAUGAAAGGCAAGACAACUACUGUCAGAGGUGUUACCGAAGAUUUGGGUAUUUUUGUCAAAUCGGUGAUCCAUGGUGGCGCCGCUUCCAAAGAUGGCCGCUUGAAGACCAACGACCAGUUGGUUAAUAUUAACGGCAUUCCAUUGUUGGGAAUGUCCAACAGUCAGGCAAUGGAAACCUUGCGUCGGGCUAUGAUCCUGAGCGACGGUCCAAUUGCCAAUCCGAAUGCCAUUACCGUAACCAUUGCCCGAAAGUUGUCUUCGUCGGCAAUGUCGAUGACUAAUCAAUUUCAUGAUAUUAAUAAUGGUGUCCCCAAUUCGGCUCAUCAACGAAAUGAUUCCCAGUUGAGUACCGUAUCUAAUGAAUCGUCAAAUGGUUUAUCAAAUUCAGAUAAUAACUACAACUACUGUCAGAAUACUACUAUGAAUUCAGACGAUUAUUCGUAUAAUAAUUACAACGAUAAUAGUUAUCCAUCGGCCACCAGUACCGGCGGCGACAACACUGUUAUAUAUCAUCCAAGAAGCGAAUCAAUACAGUCUAAUACCAGUAGAUCACCGCUAAAAGAGUCACAAAACACGCCGUCCAGACAACACGAGUUGUCACCGACGAUGAUGAUGACACCGCCGCAGACACCAUUGAAAACACGCCAAUCAUCUGCUGAUGAGACAUAUAUUAAACAAUUAUAUACGAUUGAUGGCCAAACCAUUUAUGGCUCAACGAAAACGCCGAAUAAUAAUAAUAUCAUCACUCGAAGUGAUGUACUUAUCGAAAGAGAUUGUACCGAAAAUGAUACUAUUUAUAGGACAGGUGGUGUUGGCAGCGGUGGUGGUGGUGGUGAUAGCAGUAUUAACGAUGGCAACAACAAUAAUAAUGGUGGUGAACAUCAACUACAAAGUCAACAAUCGCUUAAUGGCGGUAACAACGAUGAAGAAGAUCCCGAUGGAUUCAGACGCGACGGUUUCGGUAGGCAAUCGAUGUCCGAGAAACGACACGCACAGUUGGACGCAAAAAAUACCGAUACCUAUCGUCGGAACAAAAAGACCAAAGAGGAAAGGGAACGACUGGGCCGUGAAAAGGAACAACAAAUGCCAGAUUCGACACCACAGUCACAACAACAUCAUCAACAGCAACAACAACCGGUGACACCGAUCCACAAUCAAUCGGAUCUGAGUCCACAUGAAUUAGUAUUUCAUAAAACAGUUAACAAUCUUUCAUUAAUAAAUCAAAGAUCUACUUCUUGUGAUUCUUUAACUUUUACCACUACUUCUACUACUCCUACUACACAUCAAACAAGGGUUAAGGAUCUGACUAAAAGCAAUCAAAAAAAAAGUGGCCGACAAUCAAAAAGCCGAAACACAAUUACAACUACAACACUGUUUUCGCCGGGGGUUUGUUGUUGGAAGUGUCGAUCGCCCGGUUCGUGUCCAUAUCAUACGGUUCGUACAUCAUCCGGUUAUUCAUCAUCGACCAAUGGCCAGGAAAUACGUGUCGGCGGUCCGACUAACCGAGAAACAUGUGUCGGACCAGCAGCAGCUGGUGGUGGUGUCGGCAUACGACGAUCGUGUAGUUUAGAAAGUUUACAGACACUGAUGCAAGACUUGCAAAAGGAACAGUUGGAGGCAACUGUCAAACCAUUUUCAACAAUAGCCCGACAUUCGACUACAUCAUCGAGAGGUCGUGUUUCCCGAAGUCGCGAAACAAACGAAAGCUUUAGGGUUGCUGUCGACCGAUCGUACGAUUUGGACAAUGACGACGACGAUGAAGACAAUAAUCAUGAAACUAUGGAAACGGUUGCCGAAGAGUGUGACGACAGCGAUAGUGGUUCUUCAGUUGAAAAUAUAUCACAACAACGUCAUCGACAUCAUCAACAACAACGUCACCACCAGCAGCAGCAACAACAACGACAACAUGAGCCCCAGCAACACAUUUACGGUACGCAAACUAUUUAUCUGAAACCUGCUGCCGGUACUGCUCACUCAAUGGCCAGUACACACUGUACGGCCAAUACGGCCACGUCUUCACAGUUGACCACCGAAGACGAAGCUCAAGGUUUUCUGAAGAAGAAAAAUAGCGGCAAAAAGAAACGUUUGUUGAAAACAUUGUUUAAGUUGGGCUCGAAAAAGGGUCGUAAGACUGAUAAACAACAACAACAACAGCAGCAACAACAACAAGGAUUAGCUGAUGAUCAUCAUCAGCCAUCAAAUGGUACGCUAAGCAACCAUCACCAAAAUGCACAACAAGUCUAUGUCAUGGAACAAGAGAGGAUACAAAUGCACUACAAGAGACUGAUGGAACAGCAACGACAGCGACAGCUUCAACAACAACAACAACAUCAGCAACAGCUUCAACGUCAGAAUUCGGGACAAAUGGUACGGUCAGUACAGCCAAUAGCGGCUCCGCGACAACAACAGCAACAGUGGAGUCAAACAAAUCACGAAACAUAUGGAAAGAUUACGCCGAUCUACGGCACAGCCGGUGAUCAUACGGCCAACUAUGAUAGCAAUGAACCGGCAGCCGGUAUGUCCCGUAACGAGCGUAUGGCUCUACUCAGGGCUCAAUACCAGCGUAUGGAAGGCAGACAUCGGAUCUAUCCGAACGAUAAUAAUGUGCCCGCAGUUUAUGAUACCUAUAGUUCGAUCAAUAGGAAACAUCAGUUUGAUCAAAACAACGAUAGAAAUCUGCUAAACAAUGCUAACCAUAAUAAUAAUACUCAAAUAUAUGUAUCAUAUCCUAUAUAUGCUAACUAUUCUCCCAGUCCUCGGCAUUUGGUUAUCUCCUCCUCUUCCUCUAAGGCAAAUAAAGAUAUCUAUGAUAAACCAUCCAAUGGUGCCAUACCUUCCAGUGCUCAAAAUAGACAGCCUAUCUAUAUAUCAUCUAAUGCGGAGAGGAUACCCAUGUCAUCAUCACAUCAGCAGCAACAACAACAACAAUUUCAACGCCAAUAUUCCGGACAUAUGCCACACCGGGGUGGUGUAGGAGGUCAACAACAAUUACCACCGAUAAGACAGCGAUCAAAGUCGGCAAUUGGCGAACGAUUUGGUGGUCAUAAUCGCAGUGGUGGUGGUGGUGGUAGUAGCGAUCAUCAACCAAAACAUAGCACACCUAGCAGCAGCAACAACAACACCUCACAAUCGCCAACAGCAACGACAACAGCAAACCAUGACUCUGGAGGCAGUGAUGACCGUAUAACCAGAAAUGAACGAAUGGAUCAAUUGAGAGCUUUCUAUCAGCGGGUCUAUCCUAACGAUCCUAUCUAUGAUUCGUACGCAUCAAUCAAUAGGAAGAAACAACAACAACAACAGCAAUCGAUUGGUAGUCAACAACAACAACAAAAUGGUCAACAAUUGUACGUUUUUGAUAACGAAAGGUCACAAUUACAGCAACAACAAGUAUAUCAUAAAAAUAGAUCACUUUUAGAUCAACAACAACAACAACAACAACACUUUGAAAACCAUUAUUAUUGAAUCUUCAAUACAUUAUUAUAUUAUAUUUUAU